UUUCAGAUGGAGCUGGUUUACGGGUCGGAAAUCAGCUUCACGGAUGGAUUUGCUAUAAAGCCGGCUAGAACUUUUGUGGUAAACACCAAUGCGCCGCUUCAUUCGAAUGGAUUUGAUGUGCAACCGUCCGCAGGAGUUGCAACAUUUCCGCACUGCUCAAAUUACGGCGAUCGGAUUUUCCUGUGGCGUGCGAUUGGCCAGAAACUGUUCAUUGAGGAGCGUUCUUUGCUCUACUCAAUCACGGAUGGAUCGUUGUGCAUUGACUUCACACGCACACCUAUUAUUCCUGGAACAUCGAUAACAAUUUUCGAGGAAGGGGUUUUAUGUAUUGUCGUUCCCACAGCUUCUGCAAUUCAUCGUUUCUACGCGAGACUCCACUCCAAAGGCCAUGAUACGUUCUCAAUUCUUGCAAGAAUUAAAGAAGAUGACGAUUUCCGCCGAUUCAGAACAUCUCACUCCCUUUCAACACCAGGGCGCCCGAUUCGUGCAAGUGUUACACAUCAUCCUUCAAGAAAUACGAUUUCUUACUGUACCGCUGAAGGGCAGUUGGUCAUUGUCACAUUGGGAUCAUACACGGAAUCCAGUGAUAAACACGAAGAAUUCACAAUGGGAGAAGUUGGUCUUCUGGGAAAACUUCUAGGUGGCACUGAUAAACGAGUCAGUGAUGCAUGUGUUAUGAAGAAUCUUCGCCCGACUUCUGGAGUCACGAGAGAGCGAAAAAUUUCAGUCCAAUCCGAUAUUGUGUUCGCUGUUACCAGAGACGGAUGGGUGCAAGCAUGGAAUGUUGAGACGAAAAAACAAUUGCCAAGCACUAUUGACUUGAAUAACUACUUUGCUUCAGACGGAAAAUCUUUGAAUCGAGAUCUAGAAUCUGCAGACUUCGAGGAAGAAAAGUCUCCAAUGGAACCAACUGAAACUGUAUAUUCUAUCAGAGCUUAUUCAUUCGAUGUGGAUAUUCUUCUGAUUGUUGGAUGUGAUUUGGCAGUUUCGGGAAAAAGCGUCGGGAUGAGAGUUCAUAUUCUCAAAGUUUCAAAUGAUCAAAUUCAACAUCUACAAAUGUUCGAAACAUCGAUGUCCGUUGAUGAACGACUUGUUGAUCUCGAGCUUAUUCAAAACUAUUUCCCAUCAAAGGAAUCGGAAAGUCUUGAUGAGACACAAGAUGGGGAAUUGUAUAAUCCUCUCACAGCUGCACUAUUUUCACUUUCUGCUCUUUUCAAAAGUUCAUCUGCAAAGAAAACCUAUUCGAUGAAACGGAUCUCAUUUGCUAUCCAAUGGAAAAAGGGACGAGUUUUCACAGAUUUCGAUUGGCAUUCCGUUCGUCAGUUCACUUCGCCUGCCACUACCAAAGAAGAACCGAUCGGCAAUACGGAUGAAGUGGAACCUGCAAUUGAGCGCCCAUAUAACCUCUCGGCAGAUUCAAGCAUAGAAACACUGAUUGAUGUGGUUUUUGAUACAGAUAUCUAUCCAUUUGAUAUUGUUUUCCGUGCUGUCCAGAUUGUUUCCGACAAUUUCCGCGGUACACUUGGUCAGGUACGGAACAAUAAUUGGCCUGAACUAUCGAAACUUGUGGACACAUACCUCACAUCAGUUGAAUUCAACCGGAAAUUUCAGCAGAAGACUGAUAGAAGUAUUCGUUUGAGAUUAAAUGCUCCACAAGAAUCGCAGAAAACUGCGCUGAAAGAUUUCUGGUGGGCUCUUCUCCGUGCAUGUGAAGAACUGGAUUUCGCCGCUCGCGGUGCUAUUUCACUCGCUCCAAUUCAAUUUUGCGGAGAUUUGAGAAUAAUGGCAGUUGUUCAUCGCGAUCGAAUGACUUUCCUCGGCGAUAAUAAUACCGAGUUCCUUGAAAUUAUUAGCUCAGAGAACAUCCCGAAACAAGGAAAUGUCGAAGAAAAGUUCAGAAAGUUGCCGAACAAACAUUUCAUUGAUUUGAUUGAAGAAGCAUCAAAGUUUGCUGAUAGACGUGUAUUCUUGAUGAAUCGUGAGAGAGCUAGGCUUACAAAUGCCAAGAACGGAGUCGCCGUGGUCGAGGAUGAUAAUGUCGAAAAUGCAUAUGAUUACGAUUCAGACGGCCGAUUCAUCAACAUUAAAACUGCGCUUGAAGGUCCAAUUGUGAAACUUGCUGCUGCAUUUGUCGAAGCGUCCACAUUUGAUAACUCGAAACCGUUUGAAGACCCACAUCCUCAAAUUUUUGGAGGAUCUUUCACACAAAGUGUUGUAUCGGCCAAUAUUCGAGUUUCUGUAGAGUCACGUGUUCAUUUUGCACUCACACUACAAACAUUGCUCAACGCAAUCACUGAGAAAUUGCAGAAGAAAUCUCGUGCUGGCGCCCCUUCAUUUGGAGAUGUUGAGGCCUUGUCAUGUGAAUUAAGAGAGAUCAUUCGUGUGUAUAGAGAACUCAAUGAACAACUGGACAUCAAGAUUGUGCAAAACGGAGCCAAAAUGAGCAUUGGAACAUGGUUGACAUCGGACGCCGAGGGACUUUCAAUGAUGAAGAAAGAGGGUGGUUACGGACCACAUGGCUAUGAUGAAAUUCGAGAAAAUGACUUCAAUUGGUUCGUUGGCGUGACAACUGAAGCUGCGAUUCGAGCUCUACUUUCAUCAUCUGAAAUUCUUGUUCUACCGCGGCGACUUGUUCUGCAGAAGCAAUAUAAAGUUCUGCUCACGAUACUCAACUCAUACAUCAGUGAAACUCGCGCGUUGAAGCCUGUGAUCACAUUUUAUCGUGGUAUUGCUUAUUCUGGAACAGAUCAUCCUGUUAAAGCACUAAAUUCUUUUCAAUCCUGUCUCGAUGCGUUUUCGGAAGGAAACAAUGCUCUCCGUAAAGCGGUGUACUUCUUGCUUCCAAAACGAUUUGACGUUGCACAAGGAAAAGAUCCAGUUGAAGAAUUGACCGCUUCUGAAUAUUUUUUGACAGUUGUCCGGUUUCUUCAAGAGCAUAAUCAUGCGGAGGAAGUGUGCUCUGUCGCAGUGAAAGCAAUUGAAAAUCUUCCGAUUGAGAAUGAAAGCGUGCAAUUGAUUUCUAAUACUCUGUUCAACCAUUUGACUAAUCGUCGUGAGUGGUUCCAAUCACUCAAGCUUAUUCUCAGGACAACACUGCGAUCUGAAACUCGGAGAGCUUCGAUUCGCGAGCUUCUAUCUCUAAUGCUUGCUUGUGGAGAAUGGGAAGCAAUUGCUACAAUGAAGUUUGGAGAGCAUGAGCAGGUUGUUGAAGACUUUUUGAGAGAUGCUGCAUGUCGUCAAUCACCAAGUGAGAAGAAGCACUAUUUCGAGUUACUCUUUGCGUUUUACGUCGCUAGAAAAGACUUUAGAAAAGGAGCUUGUGCAAUGUACGAAUAUGCACGUCACAUCGAGUCAACAACGUGCAUGACCCCCGAACUUCUCCGCAGAAAACGUGACUGCCUUGCUGUCGUGCUCAACCUGCAAUCAGUUCUUGGAAUGGAGCCAGACGACGAUCGAGCUAUCUACGAUGACGCUACUGACACGAAUUUAGUAUUUCCUGAACCUUCAGAUGACGAGGAUGAGCUGAUCACCGAAUCUGAUUCGUCUGGUGAAAAUGGCAAAUUGCCGAGCGGAAACAAAGAUAGUGGAAGUGGUACUGGCAACAAUUCUUCACCUGAUAAUUCGAAUGGAACCAGCUCGUCAGGAACAGGUGUAGAUUUGGUAGCACUGAAGGCAAGGCAAAUGGCAUAUGCACUUGGAUCGGAUGACAUGGAUACUGAUGAUACAGAAGAUGAUAUGAAGGGAGGAAGUAUUCCAUUGUUCAAACGUAGAAAGUUGCUGGUUCUCAGUGAAAAAGAUAUUCGUGAUGAAUUGGUCUUAUGUUCCGCACGAGUUGGUCUUCUUUCUUCUGAUCAAUUCAAGGGAGUUCCACCGACUGAUCUUAACGAAUUAUUUUCAUUGCUUGUUGAUAAUCAACAUUUUGAUGAAGCAUUCGACAUUGCAAGGCAAUUCAAUCUGGAUUCCCACAGGCUAUUCUUUACCAUGACACGUGAAGCAAUAAUGAUUGAUGCUCUUCGGGAUGACCUCAACAUCGAAAUGGCAGCAACUCAUCAAGCCGGAUGGGUUCGUCUUAACCGCAGGCACUGUGCUGCCGUCGCUACCGCUGAAGAACAUUGGUCGGUGGUUCGUGGGUUGGUUGAUGCGGCUCAAGCAGAAUGGCCUGGAGAUUCUAGACCACUUCGAGGAUCCACUGAAGCGUUUCUUAGUUUUAAGCUGAAUGUUCCUGUCUGGUUGCACAGUGUUUUUGAGAAUAAUGACGCUAACGAUUACCUUAGAUGUCUCGUGGAUUAUGAAAGUUAUUCAAUUGCUCUUCAAGUUCUCAGUGAUAUUGUCGAACAAGAAACUCUACAAGCUUCCCAGUCAAAUGCAAGAACCUGGCUUCCAUACGGAAUCAUUGAUGAAUUGAUGAUCAGGAGUGCCGAUUAUAUCCGGAAAAUGAGUCUAAAAUCUCCAGAAGACCAAGUAGUAGCUGCAGAAGUUGCAAAUUUGAGAAAAAGUGCUGAUCAGAAAAUGUUGAUCUAUUUCCGAAAAGUGGCUGACUUCGAGCAAGCUCAAAAAAUGAGCAGUAGAUUCUUUGAUAAAUAAUUUAUAUUUUCUAUCCCAUUGUAUUUCUUAAAAUUGAUUCCUCUCCACUUUUCAUCUCACAUUUUCAACAGGUGUUUUUUCAAUUAAGGAUUAUCUUUUGUGUUAUAUUCAUUUUCGCUGAUUGUUAUUACUGUUUUAUUCUCAUUCUCAUAUUAUCCGGUUACGACGAGAUGAAUGAAAUUUUCAAUGAAAAUU
Caenorhabditis elegans is the source of this 4779-nucleotide messenger RNA. It is a transcript of the gene npp-6, whose product is annotated as NUP160 middle TPR domain-containing protein. NCBI's taxonomy places the organism in Eukaryota, Metazoa, Nematoda, Chromadorea, Rhabditida, Rhabditidae. The transcript has 15 exons. Gene Ontology annotation, biological process: intercellular transport; nucleocytoplasmic transport. The coding region runs from base 7 to 4584 and encodes 1525 amino acids. The record is from RefSeq and is marked reviewed. Gene Ontology annotation, cellular component: nucleus; nuclear pore.